UUUUUUUUUCUUCGUAAUUUGACCUUCCUAAGGGUGUUGCCGUAAUUUAUCCAAUAAUUUAUCCUACAAUACAUCUCAGCACAAUCUAUAAAUCAAAAUAAGAAAGUUGUUCGUAUAAGAGUUACUAUGAUGAUCAUUUAAGAGCUUAUUAAUUGUUUUUGAAGAGCAUAUAAAACCUCAAUUUACUAGUUUCAGUGAAACAGCAGAGAGAGGUAGGAAGACACACUAGGGUCAUAGGCGCACACUAAAUUGAGGUUAAUUGGAUCUCCGGCGGCGGCGAUUUUAUGUGACCACUCUUCCGGCGUCUCUUUUUUGUUUCUUUGGCACGUGAUUUCAUAGAAAUUGAGCUACUGUAUCACCCUGAGGCAAGCAUGUAAAGAACUCCUUUUGGAGCACCACCUGUUUGAUGAAAUGCCGCACUCGGAAAUUUCCUCGAACUUCUAGCCCUUAGGGAUCUCUGCGACUUUCUCCUUGUGGAAAUGGCGUUUGCACUCCUCAGAAGGGUCGCCUUCUCGAGAUCAUUAACGCAUUCUCUCACAUCGUCGCAAUGUACUAAAUUCUCCACUUCGAGAGCACCGGCUUUUCUCGAACACGAUACGGGAAAUUCUGCUACCGACAAGCUUCAUUUAUCUCCGUUGUUCUCGGAGAAUGUUAAGUAUGAUAUGAAAGACUGCAAAAUCGAACUCGUGGAUGAUGCCACCUGGCAUGUCUCCUCAGGUUUAGCCGAUGCUUGGAGAUUCAAUAAUGAAGAAAAAGCAUCGAAGACGAACCCCGUUUACAGAGACCGUCGAGAGUGUAACGGGGAUGAAAAUAAUCGGGUGGUUGGUUGUGUCAAUUCAAAUAAAGAAGACCCCGAUUUUGACGAGAUUGAAGAUAUGAGGAUUCGCGGGAAGUUGUUCUAUAAGCUUGACAAGGAUUCAAAAGAGUAUCAAGAAUAUAAAUUCGAAUACCACGGAAGGAGAUUGGGAAGGAAACAAAAAGAUAAAAAAGAAAUCGUAAAAGAGAGCAAGAAGAAAGCAACCAAGGUUGACGUAACACCAAAAAUGGAGCCACAAAAAGAAAUCAAGAAGAUCAAAGAAACGAGUAAGAGUUUAAUUCCCCGAUUUCACGAAGUGGGAGAUUCUUGCGUCGAAAAGAAGCAAAGAAGUCUGACUUUCAAUCAAAAAACGGCCCCUUAUCACAUGCCGUUCUGUUUGGAUAUAUACGUGUCGAAGGGCUCCGCGCGUGCUAGUAUAAUUCAUCGAGCCACGAGUAAUGUAGUGGCGGUUUCGCAUUCGAUUUCAAAGGACAUGAAAUUCGAUUUGGGUUCGACUAAGAAUAGGAGUGCUUGUGCUGCUGUGGGGAAAGUGUUGGCUCAGAGGGCUUUGGCGGAUGAUAUACACAACGUCGUGUACACACCGAGAAAAGGGGAUAAAUUGGAGGGGAAGAUUAAGAUUGUGGUGAAGUCGAUUGUGGAUGGUGGAGUUGAUGUGAAGGUGAUACUUAAGCAGAAGAAACCGAGAAAUACAAGAAACCCUCCUGUGAGAAUUCGAGAUCACCGUUGAGUAGAAUGGCUAUUGAUCGAAUAAGUGCAAUUGAUAAAUCGUUUUUAUAAAUGAUGAUCGGAAUUUUGGUACGUUGAAAAUUUGUUCCGUUUACCUAGCCGAGCUAUUCGAUACCGGCAUCAAUUUCGUGUAAGUCAUUUUUUUUUUACCGAACACCAAACGGAAUUUUCGAUUCGGUAUUUGGCACGUAUCGGAUUUUCGGUACUUGUCUAAAUUAAAUAGAUUCUAUUUUUAUCAUUGGAGAUAGAGAUUUUGCAUCUGUUUCUAAAUCUACUCGUGGAAAAGGUAUCAGAAAUAAUACUCAAAAGAUCCAAAAAAUUAAAUUGGGCAGACCAAAGAGAGAGAACCGAAAACAAAAA
Molecule: messenger RNA, 1903 nt
Organism: Erythranthe guttata (spotted monkey flower)
Lineage: Eukaryota; Viridiplantae; Streptophyta; Magnoliopsida; Lamiales; Phrymaceae
Product: Ribosomal L18p/L5e family protein
Biological process (GO): translation
Cellular component (GO): ribosome
Molecular function (GO): structural constituent of ribosome; 5S rRNA binding
Source: RefSeq, a predicted model, not a curated record